AUGCGCGUGAUCAGUGUUCCGCUCGGGCUCCCGACUACGGCGAAGCCCCUCUUUCGGUCCUCGACGGCCCGUUCGGCGAGAAUCAUCACAAACAACACAUCCCGGCGCACACAAUGUACAGCAUCAGCAUGCGCACAUACGAACGCCAGCCAGUCGCGCGCCUUGGCACAUGCUGCCCGUCCUGCCGCCCGCAUCAUCCUUCCUGCGAUAUUUACUGCUGGCCAAAGGAGAAGGGCGACGACUGCUACCGCCGCAGCCGCUGUUGACAAUGUGAACCCGGGAAACCUCGGCCCUAUCCAAGAGUACGACCGCCGAGUCGCCAACGGGGAGUUGCGAAAUGACGACCACCAAAGAGGAAUCAUCCAGAAUCUACAGCAUCUUCACGAAGAACUCCGGAACUAUGCCGCACCGCCCGUCGUCCACCCGACCCUCGAAUCCCUAAAACCCCACAAGUCGCUUUUCUCCUUCUUUGGCGGCAAGCCAAAGAGUGCCAUUGCCGAAAUCCCUGCCAACCUCCCCCGGGGGUCUACCUCUACGGCGAUGUCGGCUGCGGCAAGACCAUGCUGA
This is a messenger RNA of Sordaria macrospora k-hell, 567 nucleotides long. RefSeq lists its product as uncharacterized. Gene Ontology annotation, cellular component: mitochondrion; cytoplasm. Gene Ontology annotation, biological process: protein quality control for misfolded or incompletely synthesized proteins. The record is from RefSeq and is a predicted model, not a curated record. Gene Ontology annotation, molecular function: ATP binding; ATP hydrolysis activity. Lineage: Eukaryota; Fungi; Ascomycota; Sordariomycetes; Sordariales; Sordariaceae.